Molecule: messenger RNA, 2790 nt
Organism: Chrysochloris asiatica (Cape golden mole)
Lineage: Eukaryota; Metazoa; Chordata; Mammalia; Afrosoricida; Chrysochloridae
Gene: EFCAB13
Product: EF-hand calcium binding domain 13
Exons: 21
Molecular function (GO): calcium ion binding
Source: RefSeq, a predicted model, not a curated record
AUGGAAACUAAACUAAAAUUGUUCUGUCAGACAGAAGAAAAUAUUGACUCAGUGGAUUCUAGUUCUCAUUCUUUUGCAUCUGACUUGUCAUCAAGAAAUAUUUACAGCAAGAAAUACAUCAAGUUUACUAAAACAACAGAGAAGAAAAUUACACCAUUAAUUUCACCUGAAAUUAGGGGUUUGAGCCCAGGACAGAAAAAAACGUCAGAAACAUCAGUAUGCCUAUGUGAAGAAAAAUAUGCUGACAAAAUCAGGAGAAAGAAAAGUGUACAAGUACAACUGCAUAGUAAAAGAACAGAGAUUACCUCUUCCUCUGUGAAGCUGUCAAAGGAGAAGAUAACUAAGAAAGAAAGCUCUUCACACAAGCUGCCUAAUCAGUGCGGAAUUUACAAGACUUCAUCACCCAUAAGAACAGCUCCUUCAAUUACUGGGAAAAAGGAAACACAUUUUAACCUCUACCAGACUUUAUAUGAAGAAGUACCUUGCAGACGCUUAUUCUCAAAAGAGUUAAAUGCACUUCAUAGAGCCUGUAAACUAUUUAGUAAAAUUCAACAUGGCAAGAUUUAUGUGAAUGAUCUGCCAAUGAUCCUAUGCACCUUGAAGAUUUCCAUAAGUGAUUCAGAAAUGCGACGGGCACUAAAGAGUAUUGAUGUUGAUGCAUUCCAGGAUGCCUUCAGGAUAUUCUGUAGGAUAAAAGAUGGUCAAGUUGCAACUAAUGAAGUGAUUCCUGUUUUGAAUAGCAUGGAUAUCUUUGUAGCCACUGAAACUGUUCAGGAGGUGAUACGCUAUACCUGUGUUGACAGUAACAAUAUGGUGGAUUUUGGACAUGUUGUAUUUACUUUGAAUGAACUACAACAAGAAUAUGAGGAUGUUUCCAGUAUAGAAGAACCAGACCUGGGUAAAAUUUCUUCAGAUCAAAAGUUAUCAAAGCUACCUCACCACUCUCUACAAUUUAAGAAGACAGUCAAUUUAUAUUCCAGAUUGUCUGAAAUGCCAGCCACUCAAAAGUUAGCUAGAAAAAGUCUUCAACAUAACAGGAUUAUGGAGAAUAAUGAUAUCAUUGAAUUUAAGAGUCAAAAAAUUACUUGGCAAAAAAAAAAAGUCCUGGAUGGAGUUGAUAGUAGCGAUGUAGGGUACCAGGAACCAAGCUCCAAGGAUGGCAUAACUCUCAAAAAACAUUCAGACAAGGCAGAAGUUCAUGACUUAAAGUUGAAACCCCAAAGUCUGAAGAGUAUUUCAAGCUUCAAAAUGUCUCUAGAUAAAAGUGAUAUUUCUAGCAUUCCAAAAUUGAAGAAGCCAGCUGUAAGAAGGCGUUCCAGCCUGCUAAAACAGAUUUCAUCUAAGGAAAAAACUGCAGUUGAUACUCUUGAAAGUAUCUGUGAAGCUGUCCAUAAACUCAAAGAAAAUUACAUUGCUGCAGAAGAACUUUCGUCCAUUUUACCUUCAGUAGGAAUUACUUUAUCAGACAGCGAGUUCCAGAAGACUGUGACAGACACUACUAGAAAUGAAAAUGAAAUGGUGAAGCUAGAUGACUUUAUGAGUACUCUCACCAAGAAGCGAAGUCUUUCCAAAUGUACUGUUUUGCCUGAUGUCAUUAAAGCCAUUGAUAAAAUCAAAGAUGAAAAUAUGGAUUGUAGGGAUUUGAAUACUUGUCUUCAAAAUUUUGGAGUUUAUCUUUCUAAACCGGAAUUUGAGAAGAUCCAAGCGUUGACUCCAGUAGAUGAAAUGAAAAAAGUGCAUUUUAAAGAAUUCGCAGAUAAUAUGAUGAAGAACACGGAGCGCUUCUCUGAAAAAUUAUUAUUAUCUGAUGCUAUUGAAAACCUCAACAAUCUAACCAAAGAGAAGAUAAACGUUUCUGACCUCUGGAACAUUUUAUUUUCUUCAAAUAAUAAUUUAAAAAAAGAUGAAUUCCUAGCUGCAGUGAAACUAGCAAGAGUUGAUGAAAAUGACAACUUACAAUUUGACAAAUUUUCAGAAGUGGUAAAGAAUAUGCAUGAUGCCUCAAAGUUAGAUGAAUUGAAGGAGGUUACUUCUGUCCCCAAUUUGCUUGAAGGUGACAUGAUAUCUGGGAAGAACUUAGAAGACUUUCUAAGAAAUAUUGGGAUUAAGUCACCUAAAGAAGAGGCAGAUAAAAUUCUUCAGUCAGAUUUUGUUUCUGAAGAUAACAUGGUGAAUGUUAAAGACUGCAUGAGGACUUUGAGGGACACUCAGAAAUUUUCCAAUUUUUUGGGUAAGAGUUCUGUGGUGAAACUGAUAAAAGGCAACAAUCUUAAAGAAACUGCACGCAUCUUGUCACUUGUUGAUAAUGGCAGAAUUAGUAUACCUAACUUGGAGCAUGCCCUGAAAAGUUUGAAUAUUAAUCUAACUGAGGAGGAAUUCAAUGAAGCUCUUAAAUACUGUGACAUCAGUGAAAAUAUGGAAGUGGAUUUAAAAGAAUUCUUAAUGGGAAUAAAAGACAUUCCAGGUUUCAAAAAGUCCAUAGCUACACAACUACUCUUAGCUACUUCCCAAACUCUUCAAAAUGAUUUAAUUGAUAUAUCUGACCUAAAGACAUCAUUGAUGAACAAUGAACUUCAUGAAGCUAAUGCUAUACUUAAUGAAAUGUUAAAACAUGAACCUGAACAUGAAAAUGGCAAGAUGUCUGUUCAAGAAUUUCUGACUAAGAUUUUGAAUACAUUAACAAUUCCUACUGAUGCAGGUGAGUUUUAUUUAAUGUGUAUCUACUGAUCACCUUUGGAAAGACAAGCAGUGGCCUACAUGUUAACACACACUUCAGGGAAAAAUAGUUAA